This is a messenger RNA of Sorex araneus (European shrew), 4378 nucleotides long. It is a transcript of the gene PTK2, whose product is annotated as protein tyrosine kinase 2. The record is from RefSeq and is a predicted model, not a curated record. The transcript is spliced from 35 exons. Gene Ontology annotation, biological process: signal complex assembly; protein phosphorylation. Gene Ontology annotation, molecular function: ATP binding; protein tyrosine kinase activity. Gene Ontology annotation, cellular component: focal adhesion; cytoskeleton. NCBI's taxonomy places the organism in Eukaryota, Metazoa, Chordata, Mammalia, Eulipotyphla, Soricidae. Bases 243 to 3584 code for a protein of 1113 amino acids.
GCCGGGAGCGCCGCGACCGCCGCGACCGCCGCCGCCGUGCGCCCCGAGCGGCGUGAGCGUGGGAGGAAGCGCGGCCGCGCCCGCCGGGCCCCGUCGACUGUGCCGCCCGCGGAGGGCGCCGGCCGGAUCCCAGCACACUUUGCCCAACUCCUGUGCCCAGCUGAGUGACUGUUCCUGUGACUAUUCGUGCUGGCCCUCCUGUCCUUCAUGAGUAUGACAGAUACCCAGCACCUCGGAGAACGAUGGCAGCCGCUUACCUCGACCCGAACCUGAACCACACACCCAGCUCUGGCACCAAAGUCCCACUGAGCACGGGUGCAGAACGCUCCCCUGGGGCCAUGGAGCGGCUCUUGAAGGUCUUCCAUUAUUUCGAGAGCAAUAGUGAGCCGACCACGUGGGCCAGUAUCAUCAGGCAUGGAGACGCCACAGAUGUCAGGGGCAUCAUCCAGAAGAUAGUGGACAGUCACAAGGUCAAGCAUGUGGCUUGCUACGGAUUCCGCCUGAGUCACCUGCACUCAGAGGAGGUUCACUGGCUGCAUCUGGAUAUGGGCGUCUCCAGUGUGCGGGAGAAGUACGAGCUGGCACACCCGCCUGAGGAGUGGAAGUAUGAAUUGAGAAUUCGUUAUUUGCCAAAAGGAUUUCUAAACCAGUUUACUGAAGACAAGCCAACUCUGAAUUUCUUCUAUCAACAGGUGAAGAGUGACUACAUGUCAGAGGUUGCUGACCAAGUGGACCAGGAAAUCGCCCUGAAGCUGGGUUGCCUCGAGAUUCGGCGAUCCUACUGGGAGAUGCGGGGCAACGCGCUGGAGAAGAAGUCCAACUACGAGGUGUUAGAGAAAGACGUUGGGUUGAAGCGGUUUUUCCCUCGGAGCUUACUGGAUUCUGUCAAGGCCAAAACACUAAGGAAGCUCAUCCAGCAGACGUUCCGCCAGUUUGCCAACCUGAACCGGGAAGAAAGUAUCCUCAAGUUCUUCGAGAUCCUCUCCCCGGUGUACAGAUUUGACAAGGAAUGCUUCAAGUGUGCCCUGGGGUCAAGCUGGAUUAUUUCGGUGGAACUGGCCAUCGGUCCUGAAGAAGGCAUCAGUUACCUCACGGACAAGGGCUGCAACCCCACACACCUGGCCGACUUCAACCAAGUGCAGACCAUUCAGUAUUCGCACAGCGAGGACAAGGACCGAAAAGGAACGCUGCAGCUGAAAAUAGCGGGCGCCCCUGAGCCCCUCACAGUGACCGCACCGUCCCUCACCAUCGCAGAGAAUAUGGCUGACCUGAUCGACGGCUACUGCCGGCUGGUGAGUGGGGCCUCGCAGUCCUUCAUCGUCCGGCCUCAGAAGGAAGGUGAACGGGCUUUGCCAUCCAUACCAAAGUUGGCCAACAGCGAGAAGCAGGGUGUGCGGGCACACGCCGUCUCCGUGUCAGGAAUCACUCACUGCCAGCACAGAGCUAAGAGGGCUAGGCGCUUCUUCCCCCUGGUGUUCUGCUCCCACGAGCCUCCUUCCGCCGAUGAAAUUAGUGGGGACGAAACGGACGAUUAUGCCGAGAUCAUAGACGAAGAGGAGACAUACACCAUGCCCUCAAAAAGCUAUGGAAUAGAUGAAGCCAGGGAUUAUGAGAUUCAGAGAGAAAGAAUAGAACUUGGACGGUGUAUUGGAGAAGGCCAGUUUGGAGAUGUCCACCAAGGCGUUUAUAUGAGUCCAGAGAACCCAGCGCUCGCGGUCGCUAUAAAGACAUGUAAAAACUGUACUUCGGACAGCGUCAGAGAGAAGUUCCUGCAGGAAGCCUCCGGGGAGCAUCUCCAGCGAGUUCCCCGAUGCGACUGUGCGCCCCAUUUGCCUGCAGUGACCAUGCGGCAGUUCGACCACCCUCACAUCGUGAAGCUGAUCGGCGUUAUCACUGAGAACCCUGUGUGGAUCAUCAUGGAGCUCUGCACGCUUGGAGAGCUGAGGUCAUUCCUGCAAGUGAGGAAGCACAGCCUGGCCCUGGCCUCUCUGAUCCUGUAUGCCUACCAGCUGAGCACAGCUCUCGCCUACUUGGAGAGCAAGAGAUUCGUGCACAGGGACAUUGCUGCUCGGAAUGUUCUGGUGUCCUCCAAUGACUGUGUGAAAUUAGGAGACUUUGGCUUGUCCCGCUACAUGGAAGACAGCACGUACUACAAAGCUUCCAAGGGGAAACUGCCUAUUAAAUGGAUGGCUCCCGAGUCCAUCAACUUCCGGCGCUUCACCUCGGCCAGUGAUGUGUGGAUGUUUGGUGUGUGUAUGUGGGAGAUUCUCAUGCAUGGUGUGAAGCCUUUUCAAGGAGUGAAGAACAAUGAUGUGAUCGGGCGGAUUGAGAAUGGGGAAAGAUUACCAAUGCCUCCAAAUUGCCCUCCCACCCUCUACAGCCUUAUGACGAAAUGCUGGGCCUAUGACCCCAGCAGGCGGCCCCGGUUCACUGAGCUCAAAGCUCAGCUCAGUGCCAUCCUGGAGGAGGAGAAGGUGCAGCAGGAGGAGCGGCUGAGGAUGGAGUCCCGGCGGCAAGUCACGGUGUCCUGGGACUCGGCAGGCCCCGAUGAAGCGCCACCCAAGCCCAGCAGACCCGGCUACCCCAGUCCCCGGUCCAGCGAGGGCUUUUACCCCAGCCCGCAGCACAUGGUCCAGGCCAAUCACUACCAGGUGUCCGCCUACCCUGGCCCCCACGGGGUCACAGCCACAGCUGGCAGCAUCUACCCAGGCCAGGCUUCACUCCUGGACCAGACAGACACUUGGAAUCACAGAGCUCAGGAGGUGUCCAUGUGGCGGCCCACUGUGGAGGACUCUGCCGCCCUGGACCUGCGCGGGAUCGGGCAGGUGCUGCCCGCGCACCUCAUGGAGGAGCGGCUGAUCCGGCAGCAGCAGGAGAUGGAGGAAGACCAGCGCUGGCUGGAGAAGGAGGAGCGCUCCCUGCAGAAACCAGAUGUGAGGCUCUCGAGAGGCAGCAUGGACAGGGAGGACGGCGGUCUGCAGGGCUCGACCGGGAACCAGCACAUCUACCAGCCCGUCGGGAAGCCGGAUCCUGCAGCUCCACCAAAGAAGCCACCGCGCCCUGGUGCCCCUGGCCACCUGGGCAGCCUCGCCAGCCUCAGCAGCCCUGGGGACAGCUACAACGAGGGCGUCAAGCUGCAGCCCCAGGAGAUCAGCCCCCCUCCCACUGCCAACCUGGACCGGUCCAGCGACAAGGUAUAUGAGAACGUGACUGGGCUGGUGAAAGCGGUCAUUGAGAUGUCCAGCAGGAUCCAGCCUGCGCCGCCCGAGGAGUAUGUGCCUAUGGUGAAGGAGGUGGGCCUGGCCCUGCGGACGCUGUUGGCGACGGUGGAUGAGACCAUCCCUGCACUGCCCGCCAGCACUCAUCGAGAGAUUGAGAUGGCCCAGAAACUGCUGAACUCGGACCUGGGUGAGCUCAUCAACAAGAUGAAACUGGCCCAGCAGUAUGUCCUGACCAGCCUCCAGCAGGAGUACAAGAAGCAGAUGCUGACCGCGGCUCAUGCCUUGGCCGUGGAUGCCAAGAACUUGCUCGAUGUCAUUGACCAGGCGAGACUGAAGAUGCUUGGACAGCCGCGGCCACGCUGAACUGCCCCGCGCCUGCAAGCGCCCGCCUAGCCCGUCCCACCAGCACGGCCUCAGCCAUCGUGGCGGGCCGGUGUCUCCUUGCUCACCACUUGGACCCCUGUUGAUUGGCCCUGGGGUCUCGGUGUUGGAGACAGCCUGAGUGAUGUUUCUGAGACAGAGACCAUGGGAGAAGCAUCUGGAAGGGCUCGGCGCAUGUGACCCUCCUGGGGACGCACAUCACGGCAGUGCCGGCGCCGCCUUCACCCCGCACAGCUCGCCAAGUGCUGGGGGGGAGGUGAAGUGGAGGGUCCAGGACAUGAGGCUCAGCGCUGUCCAGACUGGGAAGUGCUGCUGGGACCCCUGUGGCAGAGGGGAGCCGAGAAGCCCAGAACCGGCCGUGGGCAACGCACUCUGCGGACUUGGUCUUUCUCACCAGAACCUCGUGCCAGUUUUUUGUAGCAAUGUUGUUUCUCUUGGAAGCAGACAUGCUUUGUACCAGAGCACCUCCACACUGCACUGAGAACUUCCGGAACCUCCCGUCCCCUUUUUUACAUAAUUUAUAAAGCCAGAUGAAAGCCAUGUCGACUCCGAGCAUGGGGCAGGCGCGGCUCACGUGGCCUGUCCCACGAGUGCCGUGAGUCGAGUUUCCUUUUGAUGUCCCGUUACACCAUUCAUUCUGUUAAAUAAUUUUGAAGAAUAUGCCCUCCCUUUAGUUUGUUGGGGGAUAUAAAUUAUUCUCAGGAAGAAUAUAAUGAACUGUACAGUUACUUUGACCUAUUAAAAAGGUGUUACGGUAAAGGUCUCAGUGUGCUGCC